Messenger RNA from Notothenia coriiceps (black rockcod), 458 nucleotides. Its product is annotated as interleukin enhancer-binding factor 2 homolog. The transcript is spliced from 2 exons. Gene Ontology annotation, cellular component: catalytic step 2 spliceosome. The record is from RefSeq and is a predicted model, not a curated record. Gene Ontology annotation, biological process: positive regulation of DNA-templated transcription. The coding region runs from base 62 to 358 and encodes 98 amino acids. Lineage: Eukaryota; Metazoa; Chordata; Actinopteri; Perciformes; Nototheniidae. Gene Ontology annotation, molecular function: double-stranded RNA binding; DNA binding.
CAGGUGUUGUAGUGAUGUCACCGUGCUGAUCUGUCCUCUGUUGCAGGGUCACUCUGCAGUGAUGAACAACCCGUCCCGGCAGCCCCUCUCUCUGAACGUGGCCUACAGGCGCUGCCUGCAGAUGCUCGCCGCAGGGCUCUUCCUGCCCGGCUCGGUGGGCAUCACAGACCCCUGUGAGAGCGGGAACUUCAGAGUGCACACCGUCAUGACGCUGGAGCAGCAGGUCGGUCCCGCUCUGUUCUCAGUCACACUUCCUUUGUUCGUCCAACAGAGGGAACAUCUACAUUGUUACAACAAUCAAAGUCUACAUAGAGAUGAAAACCAAUGGAACACUAUUAGAUCAAAUGCAUGCACAUAGUAUUUCAAAUAAACAUUAUAACAAUUACAGAAGUACGGUACACAUUCAGGUAGAUUGGUAGUGAGGGAAGUGUGGUAGCAGGUAGAGUACAGCAGUGAAA